This is a messenger RNA of Aspergillus fumigatus Af293, 624 nucleotides long. Its product is annotated as RING finger protein. NCBI's taxonomy places the organism in Eukaryota, Fungi, Ascomycota, Eurotiomycetes, Eurotiales, Aspergillaceae. Gene Ontology annotation, biological process: reciprocal meiotic recombination. Gene Ontology annotation, cellular component: synaptonemal complex. The record is from RefSeq and is a predicted model, not a curated record. Gene Ontology annotation, molecular function: ubiquitin protein ligase activity.
AUGUGCGUGUUGCCGAUCUUUCCCAUCGACUUCUGCAUCAAUUUCCUCACAGGGGACAGAUUCUACCAAGAGUAUCUCGGGAAGUCACUUACGGAGAAAUACUCAACGCUGAAUACACACAUGGACAGGGUGAUUCAUAAUGCAAAUACGGAGAUAUCAGCUCUUCAAGCUAAAUUGAAUAGCAUGCAAGCAACAGAAGAGCAGCUUCGCAAGAAGAACCAGGAACUUGUCAGUCUCUACAGAGAGAAGUGCAAGAAGUUCGCUCAGAUCACCAAUUUGUACAACAUUCUCAAGUCUCGUGCUAUGAGGUCGCAAAUGAGGACCGCUGCGUCAGACACUGUCUCGCAAACUUUGGACUCACUCGGCAACUCAGUAAACGCGCGAUCAGUAUCAGGUUUGAGCAGGCCAAUGGGCGUAUCGCAGCCGCCACAAACUCCGGCGUCUCAUCAAGGCAAUCCGCGUCCUGUCAACCUGGAAGGGGUGGAACAGUUACACCGGCAUCAGCGGAGCGGAACUGGAAGCUCAAAAAGCACGAAGCAAAAGGUUGAUGCUGCGGUGAUGCCACCACCCACUGUGCCAGUGAACUUGAGAAACAGUAUGUUCCUCUUCGUCUAUUUCCAGUGA